AAUAAAGCAGUCACAUCAUCACAAUAAUCUGCUUUCCAUAAAAGGAACGUCAUUUGUUGUCUGCUGUCAUCAUCCGCUUAUUCCUAUUGCAUUUUAUUAUUUAUUGUUUUUCCAUGAAAUUAUUGUGAAGUUUUCGUGUGUUACUUGAUAAAAAGCACCGGCCACCAUGGCGUCGGAGACGAGCUCGGCAGUGCUGGAGCUGAACGAUGCGGACACGGAGGAGACGGACGCCACCACCGUGACGGAUGACCUGCACGAGGGUCUGCCGCUCAUCAUGGAACACGGUUAUGAUAUCGCUGUUAAGGUGUGUACUGGUAUAUUCACAAUACAUGGCGUCGGAGACGAGCUCGGCAGUGCUGGAGCUGAACGAUGCGGACACGGAGGAGACGGACGCCACCACCGUGACGGAUGACCUGCACGAGGGUCUGCCGCUCAUCAUGGAACACGGUUAUGAUAUCGCUGUUAAGGUGUGUACUGGUAUAUUCACAAUACAUGGCGUCGGAGACGAGCUCGGCAGUGCUGGAGCUGAACGAUGCGGACACGGAGGAGACGGACGCCACCACCGUGACGGAUGACCUGCACGAGGGUCUGCCGCUCAUCAUGGAACACGGUUAUGAUAUCGCUGUUAAGGUGUGUACUGGUAUAUUCACAAUACAUGGCGUCGGAGACGAGCUCGGCAGUGCUGGAGCUGAACGAUGCGGACACGGAGGAGACGGACGCCACCACCGUGACGGAUGACCUGCACGAGGGUCUGCCGCUCAUCAUGGAACACGGUUAUGAUAUCGCUGUUAAGGUGUGUACUGGUAUAUUCACAAUACAUGGCGUCGGAGACGAGCUCGGCAGUGCUGGAGCUGAACGAUGCGGACACGGAGGAGACGGACGCCACCACCGUGACGGAUGACCUGCACGAGGGUCUGCCGCUCAUCAUGGAACACGGUUAUGAUAUCGCUGUUAAGGUGUGUACUGGUAUAUUCACAAUACAUGGCGUCGGAGACGAGCUCGGCAGUGCUGGAGCUGAACGAUGCGGACACGGAGGAGACGGACGCCACCACCGUGACGGAUGACCUGCACGAGGGUCUGCCGCUCAUCAUGGAACACGGUUAUGAUAUCGCUGUUAAGGUGUGUACUGGUAUAUUCACAAUACAUGGCGUCGGAGACGAGCUCGGCAGUGCUGGAGCUGAACGAUGCGGACACGGAGGAGACGGACGCCACCACCGUGACGGAUGACCUGCACGAGGGUCUGCCGCUCAUCAUGGAACACGGUUAUGAUAUCGCUGUUAAGGUGUGUACUGGUAUAUUCACAAUACAUGGCGUCGGAGACGAGCUCGGCAGUGCUGGAGCUGAACGAUGCGGACACGGAGGAGACGGACGCCACCACCGUGACGGAUGACCUGCACGAGGGUCUGCCGCUCAUCAUGGAACACGGUUAUGAUAUCGCUGUUAAGGUGUGUACUGGUAUAUUCACAAUACAUGGCGUCGGAGACGAGCUCGGCAGUGCUGGAGCUGAACGAUGCGGACACGGAGGAGACGGACGCCACCACCGUGACGGAUGACCUGCACGAGGGUCUGCCGCUCAUCAUGGAACACGGUUAUGAUAUCGCUGUUAAGGUGUGUACUGGUAUAUUCACAAUACAUGGCGUCGGAGACGAGCUCGGCAGUGCUGGAGCUGAACGAUGCGGACACGGAGGAGACGGACGCCACCACCGUGACGGAUGACCUGCACGAGGGUCUGCCGCUCAUCAUGGAACACGGUUAUGAUAUCGCUGUUAAGGUGGACGCGCCAAUGAAGCAGCUAUCGACGCUAGAGACGUACGUGACGUACCGCGUGCGCUGCGUGUGUGCUCGCUGGCCCGCGCCGCCAUAUGUGCGACGGAGAUAUAAUCAUUUUAAGUUACUCCACAAACGUCUCUGCGGUGCUCAUCCCUUACUGGCUCCCCCCGCCCUCCCUCCCCUCCACUCGGCGCGACAGCAGCUCGACAGAUACUCGCCCUCCUUCGUAGCACUCCGCACCUGCGCCCUGCACGCCUUUCUCGAGCGAGUGGCAAAGCACCCCAUCUUAACACACAGCGAUGACUUCAGAUUAUUCCUCACCACACCUGAUGAAGAAUUUGAUAAGGUUUUCAAGAGUGAGAACAGUGCGUUAAACCUGUGGGGACUGAGCAGUGCUUUGUAUGGCACUGGAGAAUCUAAAACUACCAACGGACCUAGGGUGCAGGACCCGGAGUUCAGGUCGGCGUCGGAGUACCUGCAGUCGCUGCAGCACAAGCUGACGGCGUUGUGUGCACUCACCACUAAGCUGCACAAGAGCACUCUAGCGCUCAGCACUGAGUUUAUGGGCAUGAAACGCGCCUGCGACGCAUGGUCCGCUCAAGCGGGCGGCCGACUAUCAGCCGCCGCCGCCGCCUGCGCGGCCGGCGCCGCUAGCGCCUGCGCAGCCACCGCCCGCCGGCCCACGCUGCAGCAUCGCGCUGUGCUGCCGUUGUUAGCGGCGUACGCUGGGGCUCAUGUCGCUAAGAUUGGGCAGAGGGAUCAAGUACAUGCGGCAUACGUAGCUGGGACCAACACUACAGAUGAACUGCAUAACAGGUUAGAACAAGCAUCAGAAGCAUUAAGAUCAGAACUAUCAGACUGGGUACCAAAAACCCGGUCAGAAAUCAAGACCAUACUCCUAGAUCUAGCAGACAGACAGGUAAACUUACACACACAAACCCUCCUAGGAUGGGAACAUGCUUUAAAACUAGCCUCCGAGUCUAACAUAGAAGAAAUUUUCAAAACUGUAUCAAAAACUGCAGUUCAGAACCUAUCCCCUUCUAGGUGUAGGUCUGAAAUGACUCCAACGGAAACAGAAAGAGAUUUAGAUGAUUACAGUGAAGAGUUUGACGCAAACAGUCAUGAUGAUUUUGAAUCUAAUCAUGUUUAUGAUGAUGAUAGAAUCGUUGAUUCAAAAUUGAAUCUGGAAAAUGAUUCCGAUUCUAAAAUGCUUGUUAAUGAUUUUGAUUCUAAAUUGGAAUUGGAUAAUAAGAAUGAUUCUUUGAAUGCGAAUGUUAAGGUUGAUACAGAGGAUGUGAUAGAGAAUUCUGCUGUCAAAACUCAAGAAGAAAUUAUCAAUGAGAUUUUAGAUGAUACGACGACUGAAGCUUCAAGUAGUGAUUUGAAACCAAAAUCCUCGGACUCCAAAAGCGACGGAAUUUCAGAUCCUUUAAGAGAUUUCACAGAUGUAGAUCUAUCAUGAUUUUGCGAUUCACUUUUAAUUGGUUUACUCAAAGAUUUGUAGCCUUGAUCAAGGAACUGGGAUCGCCAGUUCCUUUUUGGAUUUUAAUGAAGCAUUUGAUAUUGUAAAACAGUCGGUUUUACUGCCUUUCUGGCUAUUUUCUGCCGUAGUUGGUCUGUGCUAAUUGGUACCAGACGAGAAGACGAUUUUCGACUUUAUUUCAACAACUAUAAGGUUGUAAAUGCAGAGUAUGUAGAAGAAAAAUUUGAGGGGUGCCUCUAGGCAGUAUGUUUGGACCAGUACGUUUUAGGUACGUCUGUGAGAUUAAUCGAAUAACAUAUGAAAGUAUUGCAAUAAAAUUUCGAGUUGAUAAAUCUGUAAAUAUUGAUUCUGAUCUAAUAUUAAGUAGGUUUAAUUGAUUUUAAUAUCUAUAGUUUUGGCAUCGAAUAAUUUAAUUAAAUUGCGACCUAUAGUAACUUUUUAAAUACAAGUUCACUUUAUUUACCACUUAAAGAAAAUACAAGAAAUAAAUCUGUUUCACACGAUCUAAAUAUGUAUCAUCUCGUACAUUAUUUUUGAGCACUAUUCAAAGCUUUUUUUAUUAUAAUGUUAAAUCUGCCUAGCUUCCGCACACUGCAAACUUUUAGUCGGCCGAUAGUUUGUUUGGGCUUAUAAAUCAGUAUGGAGAUGAAUGGUAGUACGCACAUUACAAAGAUCAAGUAUCCAGGUAUUCGACCAACUAAAGUAUGAUUGGAUUCAGGAUUACCUUCAAAACAAAACUGUCAGGCAACUAUCGGCCGAUUAUUUAGUCUGUAGUGUGUGGCAGAUCUAAUAGUAUGAAGAAAUUAAGUUCAUAUUAUGUACGUUAACUGAUUUUGUUAUAUUUUUGGUCGACGCCGCGGGAUAAACCUAUAUUUAAUACUAAGACAAUAUAAAAUGUAUCCAAAGCAAUGUUUAAAAAUAUCAUAUCAUAAUACACCUGUUUAGUUUAUAACUACUUAUUAAAUAUUGUAAUGUUUCGGCCUUAGAAGUCACUUUGUAACUUAUUGUGAAACGAUGGUGUUACAUUUAUCAAAGUUUUUGGACCAAUUUGCGUUUCACCAUUUGACAAUUUCAAUAAAUGUACUGAAAACACCAUAUGUAUAUCAUAUACUAGCCGUUUUAUGCCCGCGUCUAUAUGUGUAACACCAACCUAAAGAUGUAUGAAACUAUAUGUACAAUGAGCAAGCCAAAUGAUUGUAUAUUUUAAAUUAUUACAAAAAAACUAGCAUUUAUUGUUAUUGGAGAAAUAUGAUCAAAAAUCUAUUUUUCUAUGAUAGAUACUGAUGUAAUUUUUAAUUAACUAUUAUCACCUGCCUAGCCUUUCCCCAACUGCAUAUGUUGGAGUCAAGAACGGUAUUUGACGAUUGUCAUUUAAAUUGUUCAAGUUUAAAAACACUGUUGGGUAUAGAUCUCGUCAAACUUAAUUGCGGCCCGGAACAUGAAAAAAAACCGGCCAAGUGCGAGUCGGACUUGCGCACGAAGGGUUCCCCCAAAAUAUUUAUUUUAUUCUAGUUUUCAGCAUUUGUUGCUAUAGCGACAACAGAAAUACAUCAUCUGUGAAAAUUUCAACUCUAACUAUCACGGUUCAUGAGAUACAGCGUGCUGACAGAGGAGCAGCGAAAACAAUAGGAUUCCGUUUUACCCCUUGGGUACGGAACCCUAAAAAACGACGUUCCUAUGUUAGUUACGAAACGCCAUUAAGUUUGGCGACAACUGCCUCAGUGUUUUUUCAACCUUGUGUUCCACUUAAUAGCAAUAAUUCACUGUAACCACAUUUCCUUGGUAUUUUUAGAUAAUUAUAAUGUUGUGUAAAUAUAUCAUCGCAAUACGUUUGUAUAUAAAGGAAUAUUUAUUCAAAUAA
Molecule: messenger RNA, 5114 nt
Organism: Helicoverpa armigera (cotton bollworm)
Lineage: Eukaryota; Metazoa; Arthropoda; Insecta; Lepidoptera; Noctuidae
Product: sorting nexin-7
Exons: 10
Coding region: 1550-3232 (560 amino acids)
Biological process (GO): autophagy of mitochondrion; reticulophagy; piecemeal microautophagy of the nucleus
Cellular component (GO): phagophore assembly site; early endosome
Molecular function (GO): phosphatidylinositol binding
Source: RefSeq, a predicted model, not a curated record